AUGGCGGCGGCGAUUAUGGCGGCGGAGCAGGAAGCCGUGAAAGGCGGCGGCAGGAACCGCGGCGGCGUGCAGCGAGUGGAGGGCAAGCUGCGCGCCAGCGUCGAGAAGGGCGACUAUUACGAGGCGCACCAGAUGUAUCGGACGCUUUUCUUCAGGUAUAUGUCUCAAGGAAAACACGCAGAAGCAAGAGAACUGAUGUAUUCAGGGGCUCUGCUGUUCUUCAGUCAUAACCAGCAAAACAGUGCUGCUGAUCUGUCAAUGCUGGUUUUGGAGUCCUUGGAGAAAUCAGAUGCAAAAGUAGCAGAUGACCUUUUAGAAAACUUGGCUAAAUUGUUUAGUUUAAUGGAUCCAAAUUCUCCUGAAAGAGUGGCUUUUGUAUCCAGAGCACUAAAAUGGUCCAGCGGGGGAUCAGGGAAACUUGGACAUCCAAAACUACACCAGUUACUAGCAAUUACCCUGUGGAAAGAGCAAAACUAUAGUGAAUCUCGGUAUCACUUCUUGCACUCCACAGAUGGCGAAGGAUGUGCAAAUAUGCUGGUAGAAUACUCCUCAUCCAGGGGAUAUCGCAGUGAGGUGGACAUGUUUGUAGCACAGGCAGUACUACAAUUUCUCUGCUUAAAAAAUAAGACCAGUGCAUCAGUGGUUUUUACAACAUACACACAGAAACAUCCUUCAAUAGAAAAGGGGCCCCCCUUUGUUCAGCCACUGCUAAACUUCAUCUGGUUUCUGUUGUUGGCGGUUGAUGGGGGAAAACUAACAGUAUUUACAGUAUUGUGUGAACAGUAUCAACCUUCACUGAAAAGAGAUCCCAUGUAUAAUGAGUACCUAGAUAGAAUAGGACAGCUUUUCUUCGGUGUUCCGCCCAAGCAGACGUCAUCCUACGGUGGGUUACUAGGCAAUCUUUUAAACAGCCUGAUGGGAACUGGAGAAGAUGAUGACACAGAAGAUGGUCAGGAAGAUAGCAGUCCUAUUGAGCUCGACUGAACGAUCUUGUCACCGGGUGCUGUGUAAAUCUGACGAUUCGAUGACUCCAAAGACACUUUUGGAAUUUGAAUCUUGCAGUUGUUUCUGGGCGCCUAAAAGGGCUCUCCUCCGGUCUUUUAGAAAUGGUUGCUGAAAUGUUUAUAAUGUUUGGUCUAUAUUAUUUAUGUAAAAAAAAUUAAAAAAAAAAAGAAGAAGAAAAGAAGAAAGAAAUCAACAACAAGUAGCCAAAUGAACCAAUGGGAGGAAUUGUUAGCAGGUUUGCGAUGCAGCGGCGGUGACUUUGAUUAAAAUAUAGUCUUCUACAGUUUCUGAUGCAGUGUUCCCUUUUGCACAGUUAAUUCAGUAAAGCCUAAAUAUGGGUCUUGUACUUCAUGGCCUACCCAAUACCGUCUUUGUUACGAGAAAGCUUCCUUGAUGUCCCAUCACCUCCAAGGAAGGUCUCGUCAGGCAGGGUGAUCAAUGGAAUAAUUUAUCUGCGAGGCUGGUGCCAAAAGUAAAGUACUGCAGGCCGAGCCAGGCAGUGUAAUCUGAGAUGCACAUCCAAGAGACAUUGAUACCACGAGCUCGCUUCCACUGCCAUCAGUAACAUGCACGCCUUUCAUACUGCCUUGCACUCUACUUGAGGUCUGGCUCUGGCUGAGUGUGUUUAACAGAUACUUCCUGAAAAGCACAAGAUUGAAUUGCUCUUGAGUAAAACCCAAUCAGUGGAACACAGGUAGUUGGCUUCCACAUGGGCCUCUCUUGCCUAGGUAUAAAAAUUUGGCAUCUAAAAUACCUCCUCCUCUGGCUUGUGACUCUACUCCAUGUGGGACAGGUUUUCUUUCAGUGUAAGCUCACACUUAAGGGUAGAGUGAACAAAAUGAUUUACCACGAGCAGCGUAUGAGUUUGAACUGCGGCUGUAUGGAAAGAAAAGGGAUACUGCAGAACUCUUGGUUCUUUAUGAUAUAUUUAUUUUUCUUGGGGUGAUUGAUUGACUGAUUCAUUUAACACUUUCUGAUAAAAAGAAGAAAAAAAAAAAAAACAAGAAGAAAUCAUUAAAUAAUGGAAUAACUUCAACCCCAGUGGUAGGCAUAGCCAUUUUCCAUCCUCCUCCUUAACGCAGCACAGCAGAUGGCAGUGGGGCAGUGACCAGAUGAAAGGGUGGGGGAAACGCUUUAUUUUUUCACGUUGAAAGUAACAAAACAAAACAAAAAGCUUAGAUUAAUAAACAGCAAUCGUGCAUGGGGGAGGGAGGGAUUAAUACAAAUUUAU
Molecule: messenger RNA, 2236 nt
Organism: Indicator indicator
Lineage: Eukaryota; Metazoa; Chordata; Aves; Piciformes; Indicatoridae
Gene: GET4
Product: guided entry of tail-anchored proteins factor 4
Exons: 9
Coding region: 1-984 (327 amino acids)
Biological process (GO): protein insertion into ER membrane
Cellular component (GO): cytosol; BAT3 complex
Molecular function (GO): protein binding
Source: RefSeq, a predicted model, not a curated record